UGACCAAACUAGCUGACACCUGAGAACAGCAGCUAUGGAGCAGCAGCAGAAGCAGCGACCUGGACCUGCUGGUUUACCGCGGAGAAACAAAGUCCCGCGCACAGAAGCGAAUAUGGACCAGCGGACAUACCGCCUUUAUGUGAACAAGACGCAGAGCCUCGUUUGCGUGGUCGGUACCGAACUGAGAGUCAGUCUGAACAAGUGUUCCCCCAUAGGGAGCAAGUUCUUCUCAGUAAAAUGCACCCCAACUGUGCAGUGCCGGGUUGUGCCAGCUGCUGUGGCUGGAGACUCGCUCUUCUCCCCGCAGACUCUAACUCGGAACUCUGUGCUUUUCAUCUCGAUGGGUGCUGCCAGCAAGCUGCCCAAUGAAAGCAAGUUAUCUGUGAAGUUCUAUGGGAGCAAGAAAGAGGCUCUUGGAAAUGCUGUGCUACAUCUCACAGCUGUUGAGAUUUCUCUGGAUGUAGAUGCUGAUCGAGAUGGUAUUGUUGAAAAGAACAACUCAAACAAGGCUUCAUGGAAGUGGGGACCUAAUGGCCACGGUGCUGUUCUGCUGGUCAACUGCGACUCUGAGUCAUAUUAUAAGAAGAGAGUGGACACUGAGAAGGAGGAGAUCAGUAAAGUCUCAGAUUUAAAGGACAUGUCCAGGAUGAUCUUGCGUACUAGUGGUCCGACUCAGCUCCCUGAGGGCUAUAAACUGAGCCUUCACAUCACUCAGACAGACGCUGAGAGUGUGAGGGUGUUCAGGAACAAGAAUAGUGGGAAGCAACAGGCCAACAGCACUCUGAAAAAUAUGCUCCUCAAGCUGUUCAUGCAGGACUACCCUCUGGUGCUGAACAAAGAACAGCUGGCUGCGGAAGUUCCCUAUCUUGGUGGGAACUCUGAGCUGGAGUUCUUUGUGGAGGGUCUUCGCUUCCCAGAUAAGGAUUUUGAGGGACUGGUUACCAUCAGCCUCAGCCUUUUAGAGCCCAGCGCCCAGGAUUUCCCCGAGACACCUAUCUUCACUGAUAAGGUUGUUUUCCGUGUUGCCCCUUGGAUCAUGACUCCCAACACCCUCAAACCUGUAGAGGUCUUUGUGUGUAGCACAUCAGAUAACUACGAGUUUCUGAAGGGCAUCCGAAAAAUGGUGCAGAGCAGUGGAUACAAGCUGAAGAUAUGCCAUGAGUACAUGAACCGAGGAGAUCGUUGGAUGCAGGAUGAGAUUGAGUUUGGCUACAUUGAUUCACCACACCAGAGAUUCCCUGUUGUGUUGGACUCUCCACGAGAUGGUGACCUUCAGGAAUUUCCUUAUGAAGUCUUACUGGGUCCAGACUUUGGCUAUGUGACCCGUUACGCUCAAGCAGAGGAAGUAAGUAGCCUGGAUUCCUUCGGUAAUCUGGAGGUCAGUCCACCGGUCACUGUGAAUGGGAAGAACUACCCACUAGGCCGGAUUAUCAUCGGUGUGGCCUUCCCUACUACAGCACAUGGUCGCAAUAUGACCAAAGUGGUCCAGGACUUUUUAUGGGCUCAGAAAGUUCAGGAGCCCAUCGCCCUCUACUCUGAUUGGCUGGUAGUGGGCCAUGUGGAUGAAUUCAUGACUUUUGUCCCAGCUCCUGAUAGAAAGGGAUUCAGACUACUUCUGGCCAGCCCUGAUGCAGCAUAUACGGUUUUCACAAACUUGCAGAAUAAUGGACAUGGAAAAGCUAAACUGUUUCAAGGCAAAGGCGAAGAAAUCAGUGUAAAUGAAAUUUUGAGCAAUGAGGAAUUUCGAGCAGAGAACAUUUAUGUGCAGAGCUGUAUUGACUGGAACAGAGAUGUUCUGAAGAAAGAGCUUGGACUAGAUGAAGAUGACAUCAUUGAUCUACCAAUCUUGUUUAAAGUGAUGGCUGAAGAAAACAGAGCUGUGGCCUACUAUCCUGACAUGGUGAACAUGAUUGUGCUUGGUACGAACCUGGGCAUUCCCAAGCCGUUCGGGCCGCAGGUGAACGGCAGCUGUGCCCUAGAGACAGAGAUGCGCUCUUUGUUGGAGCCGCUGGGUCUUAACUGCACCUUCAUCGAUGACUUUGCCUCCUAUCACAAGCUCCUGGGUGAGGUGCACUGCGGAUCCAACGUGCUUCGAGAACCUUUCGCAUUUAAAUGGUGGAACCUGGAGAUGUGAAAUGGAAGAGGGCAGCAGAAAUUAUACUAUUUGCUAAUAGCACGUUUCCUGAGCAAACCUCUACAGCAUUUUCAUAUGCAAUAAAAAAACUAAAAUGCUUAACACAUUCAGGAGUUUACUUUAUAUAAUGCAAAUAAGGGCUAAGAUUUUUCUAAUGAGUAGCUUAACAAAAGGUGCUACCUACUGACCACUGAGAGCAUUAUCAUGGAGCAUUUUUGAGAUAUUUCAGGGUCCUCUGUUAGAUCUGUUUUUGUUUUUAUUAGUCCUGUCUUUAUUUCUGUUUUGUUAAAGAAUGGUUUAUAGCUACCAUUACUGUCUCAAUCAAGAAUAAUUUUUGUUGGUUUAAUGAAAUGAAACAUACAGUGUAACACAUAACCUUUUAUUUUACACUGCAGAAAUCAAUAAAUCAAUAUAAACAUUCCACAAA
Molecule: messenger RNA, 2561 nt
Organism: Pygocentrus nattereri (red-bellied piranha)
Lineage: Eukaryota; Metazoa; Chordata; Actinopteri; Characiformes; Serrasalmidae
Gene: padi2
Product: peptidyl arginine deiminase, type II
Exons: 16
Coding region: 35-2134 (699 amino acids)
Cellular component (GO): cytoplasm
Molecular function (GO): calcium ion binding; protein-arginine deiminase activity
Source: RefSeq, a predicted model, not a curated record